AUUGGAGAAAGGGAAAGCCGCAGCCAAUCAGCGCUGGCCUGACUUAACCUUCCGCUCCCCUUAGCAACCCUCAGCCGUUACCGAUGUCUACCUUCCCGCCCUGCGUUUGCUAUUGGCGACUCUCGACUCCUAUUGGUGGUUGCCUGUGUCAAUCAUCUUCAGCAUUUGGCGCGGCUCUGGUCUGGUUUGCUGGCUGCCGCGUGAGCCGAGGACAGCGGUUCCGGCGGCACCGGACGCUGCUGGUAAAUAACAUUUAAAAGGAGUUUAAAUGACAGCAAAAGAAACCACUCCUGUCAAAGCAGGAGCUGUCAGUGUCCCUUACGGACAUGUGAUUGGAAAUGAGAAAUGGAGAGGGUCACAGAUAGCUCAAGGAUUACAAGGGAAAAUUAAGCUAAUUCUUGAAGAUGGCUUAGGACUUGUGGAUUUUCAUCUUUCAAACAGAUCUUGCAUUUUGUAUAUUUCUGAAGCAGAUUUGGUGGCAGGAAAUGGCUUCAAAAGACGUCUUGUUCGGUUUAGAAAUGCCAGCAGUCUUCAUGGGAUUGUGAUAGUUGAAAAAACCCAGAUAAGUGAUCAGUACUUUCCGGCAGUGCAGAAGUUUAUUGUGCUAGAACUUGGAAUGACAUUGCUUCCAGUGGCCAAUCAGGGAGAAGCAUCUCAACUUAUUAUCCAGCUACCAGUAAUAAAGGAACCAGCAUUUCCAGUUUUUCCUCAAACUGCGUUAAGAGAGACUUCCUGUGGACAAAAGACUGGCUUGCUGCUUCUGGAGUCUGCUGAAAUGCAAAUAAAAUCUCAAUCUUUGAUUUCUUUUCGCUUGAGGAACACUUUGAGUUAGUCCAACUAUCUGAACUAUCAUCCAGCGGCAUACCUAGAAAUGAGUCUGAAAUACAGUUUGCCCUAAGAGCAGUUGUUUACCUCACAGCACCUACAAAUGAUGUACAUUUAAAUAGUCUAAUUGAAUAUGUUUUGAUGCAAUUUGAUUUUAGAGAUGUACUUGGACUUUAAUUACAUGGUACACACACACACACCAGAAUUAGGUCCAAUCCUACACUCCUUACUUAGCCAGAGCUCCUACUGAAGUCAGCAGCAGUUGCAUUUUCAAAAAGUAGACACGGAUUUUGGGUGCCUCUUUUUGGGAUCCCAGGUUGAGACGCUUUGGGGCUGAUUUUUAAGAGGAGCAGAACAUCACCGUUCAGUUGAGAAAUCAUGGCGUUCAUUUGUGCUCAGCUCUUCUGAAAAUUAGCCCCAAGUUGGGCACCCAGAAAUUAACACAACCAGAUUCAGUGACCAUUUUUAAAAACACUGGCCUAAGAGCUCUGCUUCGGGCAGGAAUGCAGGCCCAGGUCCUUUUCAGUAAGAUUUAAAUUACUCUUGUUAAUAAAUAUGAGAGAUGUUACUUUGAAAUCAGUGUUAACAUCAAUUUAACACAUCUUAAUUCAGAAAAGAAAUGUGGCAAAUUUGUAACUUUUAUUUAAAUGACUCUGCUAAUUAUAAGACUAGUUAUUAAGCAAUCAAGAGAAAUUAAGCAAUCCGAUUCCAUGGUGAAGAAGAGGACGGUAUCAGAAAGUGGAUGAAAACUCACAGCCUUAGUUCCCUCUAAACUGUGCGGCCGCGCAGCAGCCUAUUAAGUGCCGUGCAGGUGCUCAGGGCUGCGGUGUGGAGAGAUGCCUCUCCCCCAGCCUGGCCAGGACCUGCUGUGGCCAGGGGGAGAGGCACCCUUCCCCCAGCCCCAACCCAGCCCCGGCCCAGACCUGCCGGGGCUGGGGGAGAGGGCCUAUCCCGCAGCCCCCAGCCCCGGAGCUGCUGCGGUGGGGAGAGGUACCUCUCCCCUCCAGCCCAGGUGCUGCUGUGGUAAGAGAGAGCUGGGGGAAGUUCUCUCUCCCCACCAGCCUGUACCCUAAACCCCUCAUCCCCAGCCCACCCCAAAUCCUGCAUCCCCAGUUGGAGCCAUCACACCCCCCACACCUCAACCCUCUGCCCCAGCUCUGAGCCCCCUUCCACACUCCAAACCCCUUGGCCUCAUCCCCGCCACAUGAAUGUUGUUAUGUGCACCAAUAGGGAAACAUUAGAGGGAACACUGCUCAUACCCACCAGAAUAUUUGAAAGGUGUGUUCCCCCUCAUUUUACAAUCACUUUUCCACACUGUUGGUUUUAGUAACUCUUCUUUGCAGUGUUGUUGUAGCCAUGUUGAUCGCAGGAUAUUAGAGAGACAAGGUGGGUGAGAAAAUAUCUUUUAUUGGACUUAUAUGUCUUUUUAUUGGACUUCUGUUGCUGAAAGAGGCAAGUUUUCAAGCUACACAGAGCUCUUACCGCUUGUAAGCUUAAAACUGGAUUUGGGUUUCAUGAAAACCAAAAAUCACUUCCUCCAUUGUUUCAUUGCCUGUGCUGUUAGUUUGUUGCUAUGAGACUGCAUUAGGAGUGAGGCUGGGCGUCUAGCACUGUGUUUCUGUUAUGAUUUUGCUUUGGAAGAAAGAAACUCCAAGAUUUACAUGGAGUUUGAAAACCUGUACAAAAAAAAAAUCAAAUGAAAUAUUGGGCCAGCCUGUCAGUAUUGACUGUGUCCCCUUUGGAUUUGAAUUUUCACCGAGGGUUCUUUAUAGAUAAAAUGUCCAUUUUAUAUCUUUUUCUGGAAAUUCAGCAGAAAAGUAAACAGGAAACUAUAUUUUAAUUAUUCUGCCAAAUGUCUCUAUCAGGGUAACUGAUCCCAGAUUCUUUGCUUUUAAUAAAACUCCUCUUUUCAAAUAUAUUUAGAAGCAGUUACUUCUGUGGGCAGCAGAAAACAGCCAGCAUGGCUGCUACCCCAUGGGCACCUGAGCUCCACAGUGAAUGCAGUUUUUUCCUGUGGUAAGGGGGAAUUAUGUCCUCUCUGGGAUGCCCUGUCAUCCCCUUCUCAAGAGAGAAAGCGGACGUCAUUCCGCCUGGUCCACAUAGUGAGUCCCCUGAAGCCCUAAUUUGAGACAGGUUUACUCCUGGCUCGUUGAGUGUCAGCCACCGCAGGGUUAUUUUAAAGGACGUGCAACUCAAAGUGAAUAGUGGGUUAGCCAAGGAGAUGUAGAGAGGUGCCAGGCAGCCAAAAGGUUAAUAUUUCCCUCCAUCUAAGAACAGGCAUUUGUGGUAUUCCCUAAUACACCAUAAGUGACAGCAUUUCAAUGGAGGUAUUUGUAUAUAUAUGUAACACAGACAGACCCCGGUUGUCUGUGGGUGGGAUUAAUCAUAGGACCUCUGAAGCUAAAUGCAUGAGCCUCUACUGCAUGAGGUAAAAGUCACAUGGCUCUUAACUGAAGCUGUAGGAGACUCAUUAAUCUCCAAGUGGUCUCGGUACCACUAGAGGGGACAGAACACCACACUCAGGAGAUGUGCGAGUUACAUAUAACAUGUAAAGUCAGGGAACCCCAUUCUGCAACUCAAUGCCCUUACCUCAGUGGCCUACAGGACAGCUCUUUGUUGAGCAUGAAACAGACAGAUCUACAAAUUUUAAGCAAAAUACACAGCCAAAAAACAUAUCUAUGGUAAGAUACGCACUAAAAUAAAAGUCAGUCACUGAGAGGCAAAAAAUCCCCAACUAGUGUAAAUUGUCUAGCUCCAUGAAAGUCAAAGGGGUCAGGAUGAUUUACACUAGCUGAGGAUAUGCCCCUGAGCAUCUGUCACUUCCAACAUCUGAGGGGUAAGGCAGGUGGGUGGGCAAGUGGGAAUCUAGUCAAAGUAGUCAUGCUUCAGAGAAGUAGAGUUACAUGUGUAAUUUUCUCUGAAGAAAUCACAUUGACUGGAUUCUUGUAUUGGACACUGAAAACUCUCCACAAACCCAUAGAUUCUCCAGUCAUGGCAGAUUAAAGACACCAUAUGAAGCAGUUUUAAAUACCAAGGAGAAAUCCUCAUCCACAAAUAGCAGGAGAGAGAGCUGUUGGGGGAAAAUAGCGACUAGAACAGCCAGUCGUAGGGUUAGAUGGUAUGGGACAAUACAAGGCUUGUACUGCAAGGCAGAUACAGGUAGGGUCUACAUAAAUGGUUUGUUUCUUUGUUUUUUCUUUUUUUUAAUAAAGAAGAAAAGCCUUCCAGCAGCAGGCAAAUGAAACAGAAAUCCCCUCCCCACCACAGACCAGCUAUGGGGUUUCCCCAUAAACAUUGCAAGGUCAGAUUUUUAAGAUAAAUAACUCAGAGAACUAAAGGAAACCAAAGUGGAAAGACAGAAUCUCAAAAAGCAAGUGCACAAAAGGAAGUUCAUACUUUACAGAUGUUCAUAUACUUUACUCUAGAUAGCACACGGGGUUUCACACAAACCAGGGGAAGCCCAGAGAUCAUUUUAUGCCAUCAAGGUAGAAAGCAUUUUUUCCUUUCAGAAUCAGAAACUGGCAUUGCAGACCAGUGAACCUUUAUAGCAGGCACCUGCAGAAACUCCAGGAGUGGAUUCAGUCUGUAAUGGGGUACAAUUUUUAAAAGCUCCUAUUGAUUUUCCUAAGUCCAAUUUUCAAAAGUCACUUUUAGGCUCUUAGGAGUCUAAGGCCUGGUCUACACUAGGAAAUUAGGUCGGUAUAACUAUGUCACUCGGGUGUGAAAAAUCCACACCCCUGAGUAACACAGUUAAACCAACCUAACCUCCAGUUUAGACAGCACUAGGUCAGAGGGAGAAUUCUCCUGUCAACCUAGCUACUGCCUCUUCGGGAGGUGGAAUACCUGCACCAAUGGGAGAACCCCUCCCAUCAGCAUAGAUGGCAUCUUCACUGAAGCGCUGCAGCAGUGUACCUGUGGUUUAUGUGUAGACAAGCCCUUAGUCUCAU
Molecule: messenger RNA, 4772 nt
Organism: Caretta caretta (loggerhead turtle)
Lineage: Eukaryota; Metazoa; Chordata; Testudines; Cheloniidae
Gene: FAAP24
Product: FA core complex associated protein 24
Biological process (GO): interstrand cross-link repair
Cellular component (GO): Fanconi anaemia nuclear complex
Molecular function (GO): chromatin binding
Source: RefSeq, a predicted model, not a curated record